Messenger RNA from Monomorium pharaonis (pharaoh ant), 1246 nucleotides. Its product is annotated as ankyrin repeat domain-containing protein 40. The transcript has 3 exons. Lineage: Eukaryota; Metazoa; Arthropoda; Insecta; Hymenoptera; Formicidae. Gene Ontology annotation, molecular function: protein binding. Bases 151 to 966 code for a protein of 271 amino acids. The record is from RefSeq and is a predicted model, not a curated record.
GUGCCUCACGGAUAGGGGGAGUGCGAUGUGUGCGUGAGUGUGCCCGGGCUUGAAAUCGCAUCACAGCUUCCAGUUCCAGUAGAAACCGAUAUUAAAUUCGAUUCGCACCGGAAUAGGAUCAGAUUGAAGACUACGGUGGAAACUAGACCUAUGGUGACGUAUCAUAUCGCGGUACGUGUAAAUUCAGUAAAUUGUUGCAAAAUGGAAAGAAUGCUCGAAGAACGGAAAGCAGGAGAGAGUCUAAGGGAAAGAGUCUGCUUUGGAGACAGAGACGGCGUGGAAGAACUCUUGAUUCUAGGCGUCGACGUUAACACGCGAGAUGUCAACGGAUGGACUGCUCUACAUUGGGCAUGCAAAAAAGGAUACAUGGAUAUUGCUUUCUUGCUCUUGAAGUAUGGUGCCGAUAAAAAUCUACGAUCCGAGAUUGGCGAAACUCCUGCAUCUGUUUGCAGCAAACCAUUUUUAUCUGAUUUUGAACGAUUGUGUAUCUUACAUGAUUCAUCAUUACAUGCAGUCACAUCCACGUAUGCUCCACCAGAUUUUUUGCGAGCUGCAAAUUCCUCCACAAUUAGAAAUAAUAUACAUGACAAAAGCAGACUCCUCACACCAUUUCAAGAUGAAUUGGUACUAAAAAUCCGAGUCGCCAACACAUCUGAUCCAGAUUUUAUAGAAGUAGAUUUACCCCGAAGUGAAUUAACAUAUCAGGCCCUAUUGCAUCUGUGUUGCAAGGAAUUGGAUUUGAAUUUACAGCAAAUUCACAAAUUACGAAAAUUACCUAAUACCAAAUUGAGAAGAGACAAGGAUAUUCAGAGGCUUCAGAACUUUCAAGAGGUCGAAGUUGUCAUAGAUACGACGAAUGUAUACAAGAAUAUGCAAAAUACCAAUGGUAUCACCAAUAGUUUGCCAACGUUACCAGCUAAUGGAUAUCAGAGUAUAUCUAAGAAGGAUCAGACUAUUUUGUAUUGACUAUUUGCACCGAGAAGAAUUUUUUUCGCAUUUCAAGAGAAUUUCAAGAAUUUACACAUAAUCUAGUAUAUUAAUAAAAAGGAAACUAUUUGUUAAACAAUAAACUACAUUUUUUUACCAAAUAAUAUUUAAGAGACGAUAUGUUUCGAAGUAAUUACAUAAUAUUUAGUCUGCGUUUUGAUAUUCCCAUCAAAUUAAAAAUAUUAAAAAUCUAAACUUCAUGUUGUAUAUAUUAUAGAUUUUCAAUACUGAUUUUGAAAUAUAAUCUUAAUAUGCUUCA